AUGAAAAAAAUAAGCGUAAGCAGUUAUUUAAAGAGUACAAAAUUGUAUAAUUCUCAUGUAAAGAUAACAGAAACGAUAGUAGGCAAAAUAUCAUGCUUAUGUAAAUACUACAAUGGGUAUAAUAGGAGAGAAAAUAAUAACUUAAAUUUAUUGCAUGACGAUAUAAUUUAUGAUGUAUCAGGAAAAGGAAGAUCAAAAGUUAGUAAUAAAAACAGUAAAGAUGAUAAAUUAAUUUUAAAAAAUAAAGUUAUAAAUUUAAUUAAUGGUGUAAAAAAUGUAGACGAUAAAAAUGAAAAUAUCAAAAAUAAUAAAUUAGUUUGUCAAAAUUUUAUUGAUAUAAUUUUUAUAUUACAAAAAAAUCUAAAUAUUUUAUUUGGUCUAAAGGAAAAAUAUGUUAUUGGUUUUAUUUGGUCUUUUUCUAAAAUUAUAAAUUAUUUUGAAAAAACAAAAAAUAUAGAAAAAAAUAUCAUUUUUAAUUUUAAAUAUUUAUUUAUUCAUAUAGUUAAUACAAUUAUAAAGCAUGACAAUAUAUUAUCUAAAAAAAAUAAUGAUAUAGAUAUAAGACAAUUCCUUUUUUCAAUUUUAUCCAUAAAAUUUGAUUACACUAAUAUUAAAGAUAUACAAAAUUUGAAGUUGCUUAAUUCUAAUCAGUUUUAUAAUUAUAUUCUUAAUAACGUAAGUUUAAAUUAUGGGAAUAAAUCAGGACAAAAUCAAAUAUAUGUUAAUGAUUCUAUCCCAUUUAAAUUGUUACAAAAUGAGAAAAAAAAUAAUAUAUCGAUAGAAAAUUAUAUUCAACACUCCACUAAUAAAUAUAUCAAAAAAAAUAUAAAUUUGUCUAUUAAAAAUCAAAAGAAAUAUAAUCAUCCAAAUAUGACACAAGAUUCUACACCCAAUGAUCUACUUUACAUUUUUGAAUGUAAUAUGUUCAAAAACAAUUUUAUAAAUGUACAAAAAUUUAUAAUAAACAAAUUAAAUGAAAUACCUUUAGAUAUUAAAAUAAUUAUAAAUUUUUUUGAAUUAUCCCAAAAAAAUAUGUGUGUAGAAAUAAAAAAUUCAUUUAAUCAUAUACUAUUAAAUAAAUUUAAAGAAAAAAAUUAUAUUUCAAAAUUUUCUAUUUUUGAAUUAUGUAGAUAUAUAAAUAUAUUAGUAAAUUAUAAUGUUCAAAUUUUUAAUAAUAAUGUUAUACCCUCUAUAAUUAGUACAAUUAUGUAUGAUCAAAUAUAUUUUGUAAAUAACCAAGUGUGUAACUAUAACUUAAUAUUGUUAGGUAAUGACAUUUUAUUAAAUGAUAACAAUUCUAUAAACCAUAAAAUGAUAAAUAAAAAAUAUGAGCAUUUAUCUGAUACUAAUUCAAAUAAUUAUUCAAAAUGGAAUACAUGGCUUUAUGAUGGAACAAAAAGAGACAUAUCUUCCUUAAUUCGAGAUUUUUCAAGAAUGAAAAUUAUUAACAAAAAUUUAUAUUACAUUUUAAUAGAAUGUUUUUUUUUUAAAAUAAAUUAUACUAAAAAUAUCGAUACAAAUAUAGGUUCAUAUAUGGCUGAACAAAUAGAUACACACAAUAAGACCAAACAAAAUUGUAUAAACAACUUAAGCGAUAAAAAGGGUAGCCAUAUUACAUAUUCCCAUUUGAACGAAAAAAAUAAUAAUGUCAAUAAUAAUGCCAAUAAUAAUGCCAAUAAUAAUGCCAAUAAUAAUGCCAAUAAUAAUGCCAAUAAUAAUGCCAAUAAUAAUGCCAAUAAUAAUGCCAAUAAUAAUGCCAAUAAUAAUUCCAAUAAUAAUGCCAAUAAUAAUGCCAAUAAUAAUGCCAAUAAUAAUGCUAGUAAAAAAAAAAACGAUAAUUUUUAUCAUACAGAGGAUUGUAACCAUAAAAAUGGAGAGAAAUAUAAAAUGAGCACAUUCGAAGAAAAUGAAAGAAACGAUAAUCUAUUUAUCUCAAAUUUUAAAAAAGAAAAAGGAAACAAAAAAAUAUAUGUUCCCAAUUUAAAUGAUUCAAAUGACAGAAAAAAAAAAAUAUUUUAUUCACCAAAUAUAUGCACAUUUAAUAUAAAUCAUGAUAUGAGAAAUGUUGUUGAUAUUUUAAUAAGUUUAGCAAAUGUUAAUUAUUAUUAUGAUAAAUUUAUUAACUUUUUUAUAUAUGAAAUUAUUAAAAAUGAAAAAAAUAAUUUAUUUUUUUUUAAUACAAAAAAUAUGUCAAAUGUCAUUUUGGUUGUUAGAAGUUUACUUAUUUUAGGUUAUAAUGAUUUAUCUAUUUUUGAUAAUUUACUUAAUUUUAUUAUUGAAAAUAAUAAAUGUAUCGAAAUUAAGCAAAUAAUUAUGAUUUAUUAUUCUAUUUAUUGUUAUAUUGUUAAAGCACAUGAAAAAAGAGGAAUAAAAUAUUAUGGAAAUGACAACUUUUUGUUCUAUACUUUUAGUUCCGAUUCUUCAAAAAAAAAUAAUUUAUAUAAUGAUAAAUUUGAUGAUUUUAUGAAGGAAGAAAAUGUAGAAUCGCAAUAUAGUGAAUACAAUGAACCCAAUAUUACUAACAUAACCAAUGCAUCUAAUAAAGUAAUUGAAUCUUCUGUAGAAUUAUCUAUUUUAAAAAAAAAAUGCUUCAAUUAUUUAUAUAAAUUUACAGAUAUAAUAUUUUCAAGAAAAGAAGAAAUCGAUUCAAUGCAAGGUUUAUCUAAUUUUUUAUUUGCUCUUUCUAACAGUAUAAACAAUAUAUCAAAAAAGGAUUAUGACUAUUUUUAUAAAAAAUUUUGGUCUAUAUUUAAAUUAAAAGACCAACAAUAUAUACAUUUAGAAACAAUUCUUCAAAUAUUUUUGUCUCAUUAUAGAAAUAAUAUAUUUCAUCAAAAUCUAAUGCUCUAUUUAUUGAAUGUGUUAAUUUCUUCCACCAAUGUUGAUAUUCACAACUUGAGCACUAUCCUAUAUAUAUCUUACCAUUUUAACAUUAUAAACAAAUCACUAUUUGAUUUCACUAUACAUAAAUUAUUUAAAGAAAUAAAAUCGAUUGAGCAAAUGAAAACUGUAAAUCUAGAAAAUAUUAACAAUUGGGGGGCCAUUGAUAUGGUACAAACUACUACUCAACAUAAUCUCGAUACCACUCCGAAGAUUGGAAAUAAUGUAAGCAGUGUAUGUAGUAAUAAUGUAAGCAGUGUAUGUAGUAAUAAUGUAAGCAGCGUAUGUAGUAAUAAUGUAAGCAGCGGAGAUAGUAGUGAUGGUAAAGGUGCGGGGCCAGACCAAGCCAAUCCUGGGACACAAACUUAUAACAACCUCGAAUCAUGCCUUAUAGAAGACUGGCAAUUCAGAAAUACACCUAAUAAUCUUUCAAAUGAAUGCAAUAAAGAAGAUUUGGAGAAAACGAUACUAAAAUGCGUUUGGUCAUUAUCAUUAUGUAAUUGGUUUCUUGAAAGCCAUUUAAUUACGUUUUUAAAAAUGUGCAUAUUAUUAAAAAAAAUAUUUAAAUAUAAAAAAUUUUUAAAAGACGAAGAAUAUAAUAUGAUAUACCAAAUAUCGCUUAGUCUAAAUUUGUAUUAUAAAAAAAAUAAACAUAUUUUUGUUUUAAAUAAAAUAACUACUAAUAUACCUAUUACAUUUUUUAUACCAUUUAAUAUAAUAAAAGAAUCUAUAAGGCGAAAAUUUGCAUUGGGAAGCAAACAAACUAAUAUAUCCAGUUUUCAAUAUAAAAUUUCUAGCUAUUUUAAUAAAAAAAAAAUUAUGCACAAAUCAGAAUAUUCAUUGAAACAUGGUUUAAUUGUAGAUUUUUUAGUUUUCAAAAAUGGUAAUCCAUAUUUAUUAAUAGAGAUCGAUGGUAUAUAUCAUUACAACAUUUCAAACGACCCUAGCAAAUAUGAAAUUAUAUAUAAUGAUAUGCCAUUAUUAAAAAAUGGAAAAACAAUAUUUCGAAAUAAUGUACUAAAUAUUUUGUAUAAUUAUAAAUUUGUAGAAAUACCGUGGUUUUCCCUUUUACAGUCUAGAUCAAUUAAAAAGUUGGAAAAGUAUAUUCAAUAA
This is a messenger RNA of Plasmodium yoelii, 3993 nucleotides long. Its product is annotated as conserved Plasmodium protein, unknown function. Lineage: Eukaryota; Apicomplexa; Aconoidasida; Haemosporida; Plasmodiidae. Gene Ontology annotation, molecular function: histone H3 acetyltransferase activity. The coding region runs from base 1 to 3993 and encodes 1330 amino acids. The transcript has a single exon. Gene Ontology annotation, cellular component: histone acetyltransferase complex. The record is from RefSeq and is a predicted model, not a curated record. Gene Ontology annotation, biological process: positive regulation of transcription by RNA polymerase II; chromatin remodeling.